AUGCUCUCACCCAACGACAGAAUCAUCCGGAUCGGCGGUCGCUUGGGACAGUCGACACGACAUGAAGACUUCAAGCACCCAAUCCUGCUGCCAGGCUCUCAUUAUCUGUCAACACUGCUACUAUUGUCAUAUCACCAGAAACUUCUGCAUGCUGCCGCGCAGCUGAUGAUCAACACAAUUCGUAUUCGUUACUGGCUCUUGGGCGGAAGAGGGGCGGCUAAGCAGAUCGUACACAAAUGCGUCAUCUGCGUACGCGCUCGACCGAAGCUUAUCGAGCAGUUUAUGUCCGAGCUCCCGGCUGCUCGUGUAACUGCGUCUCGACCUUUCUCAAAGGUUGGCAUAGACUUUUGGGGACCAAUCUACAUUCAACCACGGCAUAGACGCGAUGCACCCAUCAAAACAUACGUUGCCGUAUUCGUCUGUUUUACGACGAAGGCGGUACACCUCGAAAUCGUUGCAAACUUGACUACCGCAAAAUUUCUACAAGCCUUCCGACGAUUUGUAUCCCGGCGUGGUCUAUGCUCUGACGUCUACACAGACAACGGGAAGAAUUUUGUGGGCGCAGCCGGCGAGCUAAAAAAACCUUUUGCAAAGCGCAGAGCACAAAGGUCAGGCUCUCAUUUUGGCGGACUGUGGGAGGCGGCAAUAAAAUCGGCGCAGAAGCAUUUCACUCGGGUACUAGGCCCUCGAGUACUGGCGUACGACGACAUGGAGACUCUCCUAGCGCAGAUCGAAUGCUGCUUAAACUCCCGUCCGCUUACACCUCUAAGUGACGACCCAUCCGAUCUUGCUCCACUUACCCCGGGGCAUUUCCUUGUGGGUUCGGAAUUAAAGGCAGUUCCAGAUGUCAAUCUCGACUCAGUUCAGUACAAUCGGUUGACUCAAUGGCAGCAGACACAGAAAAUGUUCCAGGAAAUAUGGAAUCGAUGGCACCUGGAAUAUUUGGCUACGUUGCAGCCCAGAGCCAAGUGGUGCAACCCACCGGUACACAUCGAAAAGAACCGACUUGUGAUCAUAAAAGAGGAGAAUAUUUCACCGAUGCGAUGGCCAACCGGCCGAAUUCAUGAAUUUCACCCCGGCAAGGACGGCGUUGUCCGGGUUGUGACGCUACAAACAGCUCGCGGGUUCAUCAUUCGUCCAAUUGCGAAGCUGUGUCUUCUUCCUGUCUUCUCAUCCAACGAAGAAAACGUCAACGACGGCGAAACUGUCAACAACGAUAAGCUGACAAAGUUACCAGAGAAAUUGAAAUUACAAGGCCCAAUAUCUUUGGGUCCAAGGUAA
Messenger RNA from Toxorhynchites rutilus septentrionalis, 1281 nucleotides. RefSeq lists its product as uncharacterized. Bases 1 to 1281 code for a protein of 426 amino acids. The transcript has 2 exons. Gene Ontology annotation, molecular function: nucleic acid binding. The record is from RefSeq and is a predicted model, not a curated record. Lineage: Eukaryota; Metazoa; Arthropoda; Insecta; Diptera; Culicidae.